AUGAAUAGCAUUUUUCUUAUUCCCUAUUGUUUUCUUUUCUCUUUUUCUUUCCAGCCGGUUCCUAAGCGAUUCUCUCAGAAGCCAACUAAUGAAAAUUUUGUUGAUUCUCGCCUUCAUCCAGAGGAUCAGCCAGACUCUACGAUUCCCACCAAUGUUGCACGCAUUGGGCUGCUCGGCUCGGCCUUCUCAGGACAUAUCUCAGGCAACCAUAUAAACACUUCGGAGCUAGCCGUUAAUGUCUCUAAUGGGCCAUUGGAAAUCAACUCUGUGGACCAUGUGGCUAAUGAACUUCGGCCGGACAUGCUUAUUCCGGGUAUUCAGAUUAGAUUCUAG
Messenger RNA from Protopolystoma xenopodis, 333 nucleotides. Lineage: Eukaryota; Metazoa; Platyhelminthes; Monogenea; Polystomatidea; Polystomatidae. The record is from the annotation of a GenBank genome assembly.